Meriones unguiculatus (Mongolian gerbil) is the source of this 3453-nucleotide messenger RNA. It is a transcript of the gene Znf235, whose product is annotated as zinc finger protein 235. Bases 441 to 2555 code for a protein of 704 amino acids. Lineage: Eukaryota; Metazoa; Chordata; Mammalia; Rodentia; Muridae. The record is from RefSeq and is a predicted model, not a curated record. Gene Ontology annotation, cellular component: nucleus. Gene Ontology annotation, molecular function: DNA-binding transcription activator activity, RNA polymerase II-specific; RNA polymerase II cis-regulatory region sequence-specific DNA binding. The transcript is spliced from 4 exons. Gene Ontology annotation, biological process: regulation of transcription by RNA polymerase II.
CGCUCGGGAGGGAGAGAAAGGAGGACUGGAGUUCGAAGCCAGCCAGGUCUACAGGGCGAGUUCCCCACCGCCAGAGCUACAGAGAGAAACUCUCCGGAAAAUCCAAAUCAAAACCAAGAACGAAGUAUCCAUAGCUGUCUUUCAUGGCAUUCAGAAAUGAAUAAACCGAAAAGCAACCCAGGAGAGCGAGCUCCCCAACAGCGACGUCCACUAACCUCACUCUAUAGUUAAAACAGUUGGAAUGUAUAAACCUCUUCAGCGUAGUAGUACCGGAAACGCAACUGAGCCAGGUGCAUCCGCUGAGGCAUUCUGGGAGUUGUAGUUCUGGUGCCACCGGCGGCCGAGGUCGCUUCCGCUCCCGGGAGGCGAGGCUCCCAGCUGAGCAAAAGGUGAGCUUGCUUGCCAGAGCCCUGCCUUGUCUCAAAGAGAAGAAGAGAACCAUGACGAAGUUACAGGAGACAGUGACGUUCAGGGACGUGGCCGUGUUCUUCAGUGAGGAGGAGCUGGAGCUGCUGGAUGCUGCCCAGAGGAAGCUGUACCAUGACGUGAUGCUGGAGAACUUCAGGAACCUUCUGUCAGUGGGAGGGCAGACUCCAAACAAGGCGGAGACUCUUCAUGCAACAGAAUUAAGUUGCCUUUCAGUGGAGCAGCCUCCAUACCUGCAAAUGACAAGCCAUGAUUUCAGAAAACUUGCCAGAACUCCAGAAACUAUGAUAAACACUCAAGGAAAGGGUUCUCACUUCCUGGAACAAUGCCACUCCUCCUGCCAUGGGGGAGCAGAAGAGCCUCUCAGGACCUCUGAGGACAAAGGUUGUUUCGAGAUUCUCAUAAGAGACCUUUCCAGCAAUAUUGAAAACCAUGAAUUUCUGUUCUGGAGAGCUCAGAGUUUUUGGAAUAAAACACAUCUCAUCCAGAGACAGAACCAUCAGAAACACUGUCCACAGACUCUGGUGAAUAAAAAGCCAUGGCUGUUGGAUUCAGGUGUUGACAUUCUGAGUUGCAUUUCCCAACAUGAUAACAUUAUAUUGCAUAAAAGAAACAGAGUCCACAGCAGUGGUGACUGUGGUAAAGUCAUUUUUACCAUGUCACCUGUCAUACAGCAUUGUAGUUACACAGAAUGCAGGAGCAACCAGGGCAGCAAGGGCCAGGAAGCCGUCACUGACAGCUCCAGGCUGGAACUCCAUCAGCAGGUCCCCUUAGGCAAGGAGUCCCCUGAACCUAGGACACAGGAGGACACCAGGCAUAGCUCCAGUGUCCCCAUUCAACAAAGUGCUCAUCCAGGAAAAAAGCGCUACUGGUGUCACGAGUGUGGCAAGGGUUUCAGUCAGAGCUCAAAUCUUCAGACUCACCAGAGAGUACACACAGGAGAGAAGCCCUAUACCUGCCCACAGUGCGGGAAAAGCUUUAAUCAGAGCUCACACCUGUAUGCUCACCUGCCCAUCCACACAGGAGAGAAACCCUACCGUUGUGACAGCUGUGGGAAAGGCUUCAGCCGCAGCACAGAUCUCAACAUUCACUGCCGAGUUCACACUGGAGAAAAACCUUACAAGUGUGAGGUGUGUGGGAAGGGCUUCACACAGCGGUCACAUCUCCAGGCCCAUGAGAGAAUCCACACAGGAGAGAAGCCAUAUAUGUGUGGAGACUGUGGCAAACGUUUCAGCUGUAGCUCGAACCUUCACACCCACCAGAGAGUCCACACUGAGGAGAAACCUUACAGGUGUGAUGAGUGUGGAAAGCGCUUUAGCUUGAGCUUCAAUCUUCAAAGCCAUCAGCGUGUCCACACAGGAGAGAAGCCAUAUAAAUGUGAAGAGUGUGGGAAGGGCUUCAGUUCAGCCUCAAGCUUCCAAAGUCACCAGCGGGUCCAUACAGGAGAGAAGCCAUUUUGCUGCAAUGUAUGUGGAAAGGGCUUCAGUCAGAGCUCAUAUUUUCAAGCUCACCAGAGAGUUCACACUGGGGAAAAACCCUACAGAUGUAAUAUGUGUGGGAAGCGCUUUAACUGGAGCUUGAACCUUCACAACCAUCAGAGAGUCCACACAGGAGAGAAACCCUAUAAGUGUGAGGUGUGUGGGAAAAGUUUCAGUCAAGCCUCAAAUCUUCAGGCCCAUCAGAGCAUCCACACCGGCGAGAAGCCAUUCAAGUGCAAUGUGUGCCAGAAACGGUUCAGUCAGGCCUCGCACCUCCAGGCCCACCAGAGGGUACACACGGGGGAGAAGCCCUUCAAAUGUGACACAUGUGGGAAAGCCUUCAGCCAGAGGUCCAAUCUCCAAGUCCAUCAGAUAAUUCACACUGGGGAGAAGCCCUUCAAGUGUGAGGAGUGUGGGAAGGAAUUCAGCUGGAGUGCGGGGCUUAGUGCUCACCAGAGGGUCCACACAGGAGAGAAACCCUACACAUGUCAGCAGUGUGGGAAAGGCUUUAGUCAGGCCUCACACUUCCACACGCACCAGAGGGUCCACACUGGGGAGAGACCCUACAUCUGCAGCAUCUGCUCUAAGGGCUUUAGUCAGAGAUCACAUCUUGUCUACCACCAGAGGGUCCACACUGCAGGGAAUCUCUAAGUUCAUUCUGCCAUCAAGUGGGCUUUAUCCUUCUCAUUGUUAAAAGUUCCCCCAAAGCCCAGAGGAUUUGGGAGACUUCCUGGGGAGAUGUGCUUCUGUUGGGAAGAUCUUUUUGAUUUUUCAAGACAGAGUUUCUCUGUGUGGGCAAGGCUGGCCUCAAACUCACAGAGAUACAACUGCCUCUGCCUCCCAAAAUGCUGGGAUUAAUGAUGUGCACCACCACAGCCUGGCUCAGAGAUCAAUUCUUUACAAAUGCCAGAAAUAAAAAAUGAGAGGAAAAUUGUUCUAUAAAUACAUGGUCACCAUGUACAAGAGAUGCAAGGCUGCCAUUUUGGGGAUAUGACAUGGCAGGGAGAUCUCAGCAUCCAUCCAGGUCUAUGUAGAGAGGCCAUGGGAAGGGCUUUAACCAAAGUAGGUGAUUGGCAGAACUGGUGUUGACUGAAGUGUCACUUCCUCAUAGGAAGCAACCCUCUGUAUCUGCUGUGCAGAGCUGCUUGUGGCUCAGGGCCCAGCCAUUCCUGGACCAAGUGCAUAAGGGUCCUAUAAGUAAGAUUCAUAUUUGAAAACGCUUAACAGUCCCCAAACCUGCAUUCAUAUUGAUUCGUCUUCCUCCGUAAUCCUGCAAAGGCCUUCAUUCCUCACUUCCUUGAGGCACAAGGCUUCUGCCCAACUAGCCUGGAACUUUGCAUAGCGUAGUAACUCUGUACUGAAUAAUUUUUAGUAUUUGUGCUUGAUAGACUAAUCCUGUGUUUAUCAGCCUAGUAUGGUGAACUGGAACAUAUGGGAUUGGAAUUCUGGACCCUGAUGUCAUUGGGGACAGAUUUUUUUUUUGUAACCAAUACUACAAAUGUUUUUACAAAGUAUUUCCUGGUGGCAAAAAGGCUCCUAGUAAACUUGA